AUGUCGCGUCCCGAAGAUGUUCUGCCCCCCGAUCUCUUCUAUGAUGAUACUGAAUCUCGAAAAUACACAACAUCAUCCCGUAUCCGUAAUAUUCAGUCGGAUAUGACCCAUCGCGCGCUCGAGCUGCUCGAUCUCCGGUCCCCAUCUUUCAUUCUUGAUGUCGGUUGUGGCUCAGGGUUGUCUGGCGAGAUACUCUCACAGGUACCACCUGAGCAAGGCGGACCUCAUGUCUGGGUCGGAAUGGACAUUUCACCCAGCAUGCUCGACGUGGCGCUGCAACGAGAUGUAGAAGGCGACCUGCUUCUGGCCGAUAUCGGACAGGGAGUGCCAUUCCGGCCAGGCAGCUUUGAUGCAGCGAUCAGUAUCAGUGCUAUUCAGUGGCUGUGCAAUGCUGAGACGAGCGAUGUGAGUCCUGAAGGUCGUUUACGUCGAUUUUUUGAGGGGUUAUAUGCCAGUCUUCGCCGCGGAGGACGGGCAGUAUGUCAGUUCUACCCAAAGAAUGACGCCCAACGGACCAUGAUCAGUGGCGCUGCCAUAAAGGCUGGCUUCGGGGCUGGUAUUUUAGAAGAUGACCCUGGCACGAAGAAUAGCAAGCUCUAUCUCGUGCUGACUGUCGGCGGUGGAGGUUUGCAAGGAGAUAUCACUGGUGUUGUCAACGGCAUGAGUGAUGUCGAUGUCCUGGAUGCUAGGAGAAAGGCGGCGGACCGCACCAAGGUGCAGACUCCCAAGAAGGGGGACAAAGCCUGGAUUUUACGCAAGAAAGAUCAGAUGGCAAGGAAAGGAAAAGUCGUCAAGGCAAAUUCCAAAUAUACAGGAAGAAAAAGACGACCUGCAUUUUGA
Messenger RNA from Aspergillus clavatus NRRL 1, 840 nucleotides. RefSeq names its product 18S rRNA methyltransferase BUD23. Lineage: Eukaryota; Fungi; Ascomycota; Eurotiomycetes; Eurotiales; Aspergillaceae. The coding region runs from base 1 to 840 and encodes 279 amino acids. The record is from RefSeq and is a predicted model, not a curated record. Gene Ontology annotation, cellular component: nucleolus. The transcript is spliced from 2 exons. Gene Ontology annotation, molecular function: rRNA (guanine) methyltransferase activity. Gene Ontology annotation, biological process: rRNA (guanine-N7)-methylation.